Acyrthosiphon pisum (pea aphid) is the source of this 1735-nucleotide messenger RNA. RefSeq lists its product as uncharacterized. Bases 161 to 1606 code for a protein of 481 amino acids. The transcript is spliced from 8 exons. The record is from RefSeq and is a predicted model, not a curated record. NCBI's taxonomy places the organism in Eukaryota, Metazoa, Arthropoda, Insecta, Hemiptera, Aphididae.
CGAACCCGACUCACAAUCCAUACAUUCGGCCCGACCGUGCUCGCCGUGUACACAUAUACGCACAGAGUAUUUUCAGUUUUUCGUUUUUUGUCUUACGCUCGCGGCUUGCGAUUCACGUUAUAAAACAACGCACAAUUUUUUACCGUGACGGAAAUUUAAAAUGUUUAAAAUGUUCGCGACAGUGUGGUUUCUAGCGGCUUUGGCAUUAGCCGUCGUCGGACAGGCGACGAAUAACGACGGCGACGAUGACCAGCGUCAAGGCAGAGGGUGGAAUAUGCUGGAUGGAGCCAAACGUUCUUGCGUCGGGUUGAAUGGCCGACCAGGUAUAUGUAUGGGCCAAAGCGAGUGCACUGAAGCUAACGGAAAGUCAGUGGGCAGGUGUUUUCCGUUCGAUGCUUGCUGUUCGGUUACCCCAAAUUCGUGUGGUGGAUCUUCGAGUUCAAGCAUCACAUAUUUCCAAAGCCCUGAAAAAUUCCAAGACGUAUGUGCGUACAAGAUAAACGUCAGACGAAACAUUUGCCAGAUAAGAAUCGAUUUCGAGAGAUUUUCACUCGGCCAACCGACCAAACUUACGUCAGAAUCAGCAUACACGUGUGAACGUGACGAGUUUACAUUGAUUACAAACGGCAACACCAAAAUAAACGUGCCCGUUUUAUGCGGUGAAAAUGCCGGUCAACAUGUGUACGUGCCGGUGAACCAGCAGCAGUCAGAAUCAAGGAGCAACAACAACAACCACAACAACAAUAACAACAAGGAACAGUUGACAUUAAAGUUCCGGUUGACCGCCAGGGACGAAGACUACUCUGAACCGGAACCAUUUUGGAAAUUGAAGAUCACGCAAUUGGAAUGCCAAACGACGUCGACUAACUGGUGGAAGAUUAAAGACAUCGCACGCCAAGUUUGGGACUGGGAAGAUGAGGAGAGAGACGCCUCGAAAUCCAAGUACAGUCUAGCGCCAGAAGGUUGUUUGCAAUACUUCACUGACAGACGUGGUUCGUUCGAAAGUUUCAACUACAACAGAGGCAUGGGGCACUAUUUGGGAAACUUAAAUUACGCGACGUGUUUCAAAAGGAAUCAAGACACGUGUGGAAUCAAAUACGAGGCGGUGAAAUUCCAAAUGGCGUACAACCAGAAGUUGACCGGUUCCACGGACCGGGAUUGCGACACUGCUGCUGACUUUGCGCUGACCACGCUCGCACCAGGACAGACCACUUCGCCCGCUGGAACCACUCCACCGCCCGCAGAAACCACUUCGCCGACAGCGGGAACCACUCAACCACCUGCGGGAACCACUCCACCACCCACGGAAACCACUGCACCACCGAACGAUGACGAAUUCGAAACGCAGCCGAACGGGCGUAGCAGGAGACGGCCUUCCGAACGUGGCGUCCACAACGACUACUUGCUCAUACCGGACGGUCUUUAUUCGGGCUCGCGAUUCGCGUCUAAAUAUUGUGACAAGUCGCUGGAAAACAUCGAUGAAAGCACAGUCAAGACUCAAGGGCCCCUGUACGUGGCAUUUGUCAGCGACGAUUACUCGAAUCCUAACGAAGACGUGGAAAAGGGAUACAAGAUCGAUUAUUCAUUGACAAAUACUGGGUGUUAAACACAUUAUACAAUCAUAAUUCUAUUUAUUUUAAACACUAACAAAACUCACUACAAAAGCAUUUUGUUAUGCAAUUUUAUUUAUUAAUUUAUUAUAAAUUAUAAUAAUAUAUACUUAUUUAUUUGAAAA